This is a messenger RNA of Notodromas monacha, 1056 nucleotides long. Lineage: Eukaryota; Metazoa; Arthropoda; Ostracoda; Podocopida; Cyprididae. The record is from the annotation of a GenBank genome assembly.
AUGGCCGGUGUUCUGGUUGGCGGUGUUGAAGGGGGUGCAAUGCAUGUGGAGGUAGUGGUUUGCCGAGCGUCGGACGGCUGCAUCCUCGUCCACAGGCAGCGAGACGUGCUGCGGAAUUCGCUGGAAGUGUCGUUGGAGGAGUACUUGGGCCAUGUGGCGGCCGUCGUGGAGAGCGCAGUGAACGCCGUGAAGCCUGGAGCGAGACUCGCUUGUCUGGGUCUGGCGCUGUCCGGCGUCGACUGUCCGGAUCGGAAGGCGGCAGCCGUCGCCGCGUGUCGCGAGAGACUCGACCGACUCACGGACUGGCUCUGCGUCGACAACGACACCUACGGGGCCGUGUUUGCCGGGUCUCAGCAAUGCGAUGGCGGAAUGGCGCUGAUUGCAGGAACUGGCUCUAAUUCCCUGCUGGUGAAUCCGAACGGAGAAUCUCACCAAUGUGGCGGUUGGGGCCAAUUCCUGGGGGACGAAGGCUCAGGUUUCUACGUGGGACAAAAGGCUGUAAAAACGUGUGUGGAUGACUUGGAUUGCGGCUAUCGCAUCUCCCCGUUCCCCGUGGAUCGCGUCUGGGCACUGAUAAAGCGUCAGUGGGGGAUUCAAACGUUAAAUGAUGUGAGGAGACUUUACGCAGAGCGCAGCGAGUUGGCCAGCUUGACUAAGCGGAAAGUGGCCAGUCUGUGCGCCCCAAUCGCCCACCUGGCCCAAUGCGACAAUGACGAAUUGGCCCGUUGGCUCCUGGCAGAUGCUGGUGCUCAGUUGGGCAAGCACAUUGUGCGACUUGCUCCGUUGGCGGAUGAAGAUCUUAGGGAGCCGGGCGUCGGACUGAGGGUGGUGUGCGUGGGUGGUCUGUUUGACUCGUACAGCUUACUGGAGUCGGGUCUGGUGCGGGAAUUGAAGGCAAGCAGUGGACAAGGUGUGGGCCAGGUGACGCUGGUGAGACCCGGCGUACCCUGUGCCGUGGGUAUUGCCCGGGUUGCAGCAAACAGAUGUGGACUCUCAACAAUUAAGUGGGAUCUCGUGUCGAAGCAGAGUUGCUUGCUUCGUUUCCCGAAAGACUAA